Messenger RNA from Heterocephalus glaber (naked mole-rat), 3687 nucleotides. NCBI's taxonomy places the organism in Eukaryota, Metazoa, Chordata, Mammalia, Rodentia, Bathyergidae. The record is from RefSeq and is a predicted model, not a curated record.
GCCACGCCGCCUGGCCGGGACAUUCCUGGCUCUCCCGCCCGGAGCCGAGGAGCUCAGGGCCUGAGUCUCGGGACCCCGCUAGGCGGUGGGGCUGUGGCCGGCCGGAGCUGGGAGCGAGGCUGCGGAGGAGCCAGGCUUCUCCAGCGCGUGAGCGUGGGAGGCUACGGACCCAGAACUGUCAGACGCCAGAGUCAGGCCUGGAACCGACUAAGGACUCCGAGGUUGUCAGGUCAGGACAGCCCGGCAGUGGGAAUAAAAUCGCGGGGGCCUUCGCCCUCCACUCCUAGCUGGAGCUGUGGACCUGAAAGCUACCCUCCCUGCUUAACAGAAUGUGCUAGAGGCUUUUGCAGAGAAGGGACCAACAGAACCUGGGAACUGAGCUGGGCUCAGUCAGAGACGUGAUAUCAGAACCAGGAAGACAGUCAGUGAGAAGUCCAGCCUGAGUCCCCAUGAGCAGCAGGAAGGAGAUGCGGCUGCUGUUGGCCCUGUUGGGGGUCCUGCUAGGGCCACCUGGGGCUCCGGCCUUGUCCCUUGAGGCCUCUGAGGAAAUGGACCUGGAGCCCUGCCUGGCCCCCAGCCUAGAGCAGCAAGAGCAGGAGCUGACCAUUGCCCUUGGGCAGCCUGUGAGGCUCUGCUGUGGGCUGGGUGAGCGCAGUGGCCACUGGUACAAGGAGGGCAACCGCCUGGCACCUGCUGGCCGGGUACGGAGCUGGAGGGGCCGCCUGGAGAUUGCCAGUUUCCUACCAGGGGAUGCUGGCCACUACCUCUGCCUGGCACGCGGCUCCAUGACUGUCCUGCACAAACUCAUCUUGGUUGCAGAUGAUUCCUUGACUUCAAGCAACGAUGAUGAAGACCCCAAGGCCAGCAGAGACUCCUCAAAUGGGCAUAUUUACCUCCAGCAGGCACCCUACUGGACACAUCCCCAGCGUAUGGAGAAAAAACUGCACGCAGUACCUGCCGGGAACACCGUUAAGUUCCGCUGUCCAGCUUCAGGCAACCCCAUGCCCACCAUCCACUGGCUCAAGGAUGGACAGGCUUUCCGUGGGGAGAAUCGCAUUGGAGGCAUUCGACUUCGCCACCAGCACUGGAGCCUGGUGAUGGAAAGUGUGGUGCCCUCGGACCGUGGCACAUACACCUGCCUUGUGGAGAACUCUCUGGGCAGCAUCCGUUACAGCUAUUUGCUGGAUGUGCUGGAGCGGUCCCCGCACCGGCCCAUCCUGCAGGCGGGGCUCCCGGCCAACACCACAGCUGUGGCAGGCAGUGAUGUAGAGCUGCUGUGCAAGGUGUACAGUGACGCCCAGCCCCACAUCCAGUGGCUGAAGCACAUCAUCAUCAAUGGCAGCAGCUCUGGUGCCGACGGCUUCCCCUAUGUGCAAGUCCUGAAGACAGCAGAUAUCAAUAGCUCAGAGGUGGAGGUCCUAUACCUGCGAAACGUGUCAGCAGAGGAUGCAGGCGAGUACACCUGCCUGGCUGGCAACUCCAUUGGCCUAUCCUACCAGUCAGCCUGGCUCACGGUGCUGCCAGAGGAAGACCCCAUGUGGACAGCGGCAGCCUCCGAGACCAGGUAUACAGAUAUCAUUCUGUAUGCAUCGGGCUCCCUGGCUUUGGCUGUGCUCCUGCUGCUGGCCGGGCUGUAUCGUGGGCAGACGCUCCACAGCCGGCACCCCCGCCAGCCUGCCACUGUGCAAAAGCUGUCUCGCUUCCCUUUGGGGCGACAGUUCUCCCUGGAGUCCGGCUCCUCAGGCAAGUCAAGCUCAUCCCUGGUGCGAGGCGUCCGGCUCUCCUCCAGCGGCCCUCCCCUGCUUGCUGGCCUCGUGAAUCUAGACCUACCCCUGGACCCACUGUGGGAGUUCCCCCGGGACAGGCUGGUUCUUGGGAAGCCCCUGGGCGAGGGCUGCUUUGGGCAGGUGGUGCGCGCAGAGGCCUUCGGCAUGGAUCCUACCCAACCUGACCAAACAAGCACCGUGGCUGUCAAGAUGCUCAAAGACAACGCCUCUGACAAGGACUUAGCAGACCUGGUCUCUGAGAUGGAAGUGAUGAAGCUGAUUGGCCAACAUAAGAAUAUCAUCAACCUGCUGGGUGUCUGCACCCAGGAAGGGCCCCUGUAUGUGAUCGUGGAGUGUGCUGCCAAGGGCAACCUGCGGGAGUUCCUCCGGGCCAGGCGUCCUCCAGGCCCCGACCUUAGCCCCGAGGGGCCACGGAGCAGUGAGGGGCCCCUCUCUUUCCCUGCCCUGGUCUCCUGUGCCUACCAGGUGGCCCGAGGCAUGCAGUAUCUGGAGUCACGGAAGUGCAUCCACCGGGACCUGGCUGCCCGAAAUGUGCUGGUGACUGAGGAUAAUGUCAUGAAGAUUGCUGACUUUGGGCUGGCCCGUGGCAUCCACCACAUAGAUUACUACAAGAAAACCAGCAAUGGCCGCCUGCCCGUCAAGUGGAUGGCACCAGAGGCCUUGUUCGACCGAGUAUACACACACCAGAGUGAUGUGUGGUCAUUCGGGAUCCUGCUGUGGGAGAUCUUCACCCUCGGGGGCUCCCCGUAUCCUGGCAUCCCCGUGGAAGAGCUGUUUGCACUGCUGCGGGAGGGGCAUCGGAUGGACCGGCCCCCAAACUGCCCCCCAGAACUGUAUGGGCUGAUGCGCGAGUGCUGGCAUGCAGCACCCUCCCAGAGGCCCACCUUCAAGCAGCUGGUGGAGGCACUGGACAAAGUCCUGCUGGCUGUCUCUGAGGAGUACCUUGACCUCCGUCUGACCUUUGGACCCUACUCCCCCUGUGGUGGGGAUGCCAGCAGUACCUGCUCCUCCAGUGACUCUGUCUUCAGCCACGACCCUCUAUCCCCAGGGCCAAACCCCUUCCCCUUCCUGGGAGUACAGGCAUGAGCAGGGCCAGAAGAUUGUGCAGGCAGGUAGGCCAGUGGCCUUGGGCCUCCUGGCUCAGCCAAAGCCUGGCACAGCAUUUGAGUUUGGCAGCCCCAGGUACCUGUCCUCAGAGUGCUGUCCCAUUUCUCUGUCUCCUUGGUUUGGUUUGGUUUGGUUUGGUUUGAUGUGUUUUGUUUUGAGACAAGGUCUCACUAUGUAGUCUGGGCUGGCCUUGAACUCCCAGCAAUCCUCUUGCCUCAGCUUCCUGAGUGCUGGAAUUACAGGUGUGCACCACGACACCUGGCUGGUUCCUCUUUGAGAAGGUUCAUCUGGUACAUCCUCGGGUUCCUAGGUAAGGCUCUGUGCCCUAUCUUUGGUUCCCAGUGCAGAGUUCAACCAUAGUCUCAAGGUCCUGCCUUUGCCUUGGAGUUAUGGUGCCAGUAUCCUAAUUGCCUGAGAGUCAGGAAGGUUGUGCUCUACCUCCUGACCUUGGCACUCAGUUCCUGUCCCAGGGGGUUGGCUGACCUAGCCACAGAAAUGCUGUCCUAAAGUCAGGUAUGGUGGUGCAUGCUUGUAAUCCUAACACUUGGGAGGCUGAGGCAGGAGGAUUGCUCUGUCUCAAAAAAGAAAAAGAAAUGCCAUCCUUAACCUUCCUGCUUCACAUCAGAAGUCACAGGCCUCUGAACUCCAUUUCCCUAAGUCUCCUUCACCUCCCCCUACUACUUGUCCAGUAUCUUGGUGGAAAGAGCAUUGGUUCUCGUGCCCUUGAGAGACUGGAAGCCUUCCCGAAACACAGGAGCAGAUGAUCUUUUAUAAAUUAUUUUUUGGAAAUAAA